AACGAGGAGCGGCUAAUGCGACUUUUGGUUGUUGUUGAUGGUGAGCCAAGAUGGACAGCGAGCGGGUGAUGUUUUGCCCGUUUUGUGGGGAACAUAUGAGCCGAUUGACGCGGUUUUGUUUUUCGUGUGGUCGGUCUUUAGAGUGUUUAAAUGGCGCAGAUCAGACCGACAGAGUAGAUAUGCUUCAGCAGUGUAUAAGAUAUUUCAAUGAAGGACACUCGUACGCUGUAAUCGUGGAUAUGAUGUCAUGUUUACACGGUUUUCAAAUCAGCUUGAGGUCUCUGAAAAGCAAACUGAAUGAAGCUGGUUUAUAUCGCAGAAAGUAUUACUCCGCUACAAACGCCAUAAUGAGGGCCAUCCAACUGGAACUUCGUGGACCUGGACAGUUAUUUGGCUACCGCACGAUGUGCCAGGUGCUUAAACAAAAGCACAAUCUACGUGUAAAGAGGGAUCAUGUGAUGAAUUUGCUUCGGGAACUGAAUACUCGGGGAUGUGAGAGGAGAUCACGCAGAAGGUUUGUCAGAAGAACUUACCACUCCAUGGGACCAAACUACAUGUGGCAUGCAGAUGGUUAUGACAAGCUUAAGCCAUUCGGGUUGGCUAUUUCAGGCUGUAUCGAUGGAUUUUCCCGUAAAGUAAUGUGGCUUGCAUGUGGACCGACAAAUAAUGACCCAAGUGUGAUCGCUUACUAUUUUCUGUCAUGUGUGCGAAACCUUGGUGUCACUCCCAUGAGACUGAGGACUGACUGUGGCACUGAGAACGGGACCAUGGCUGCAAUUCAGAGCACACUACGCCACUACCACAAUGACUACUUCUCUGGAGCAUCCAGCCACAUGUAUGGCUCAUCCACAAACAACCAGAGGAUUGAGUCCUGGUGGUCCAUCUUCAGAAAGGGAAGGUCUCAGUUCUGGAUGGACCUAUUUGCAGACCUUAGAGAUGCUGGAUACUUCAACGGGAGUCAUGAGCAUCAAUGUCUACUGAGAUAUUCUUUUGGUGAUAUUAUCCAGAAGGACUUGGAUGAGUGUGUGAGACUGUGGAACAGUCACAGGAUCCGCCCCUCAAGAACAGCAUCAUGUCCAGGAGGUGUGCCCAAUGAGCUCUACUACUUACCAUACAGGUUUGGCUCCAGAGACUGUGGAUUUAAAGUUGAACGGGCUGAACUGGAUGCCUUUCCUGAGGCUCGCCUGUUAAGAGCUCCAUGUGGGGACACCAGCAUGCAGGAGUAUUUGGACUUGGCCAUGGAGAACAGUCAUUUACAGAAGCCAGAGUGUUGGCAGUCUGCAACUGAACUGUAUCUAAAACUAAAAGAAACUGCUGAGCUAUGAAAGAAGACAUGUUUAUUGGAAUGGUAGAACAUGUACACAAACGUGUCUGAAUUUGUCACGGCUUCAUUAAUUCAAAGCGGAAAAUAUAUGAAUAAAAAAUAAAGCAAAGUAAUACCCCGUUA
Molecule: messenger RNA, 1447 nt
Organism: Amphiprion ocellaris (clown anemonefish)
Lineage: Eukaryota; Metazoa; Chordata; Actinopteri; Pomacentridae
Exons: 3
Coding region: 51-1325 (424 amino acids)
Source: RefSeq, a predicted model, not a curated record